This is a messenger RNA of Esox lucius (northern pike), 1135 nucleotides long. RefSeq lists its product as uncharacterized. The record is from RefSeq and is a predicted model, not a curated record. Lineage: Eukaryota; Metazoa; Chordata; Actinopteri; Esociformes; Esocidae. The coding region runs from base 39 to 440 and encodes 133 amino acids. The transcript is spliced from 4 exons.
GGUAAGUCACACAGACACCAACACGCAUGCUGGCUUAGAUGGCAGCCCUCAAAUCACAUGGAUCGGAGAGAGAAUUCAGCUUUGUGGAUCAAGAUGAAAUCUGGAAAGUCCAUGUAAAGAUAGAGCUUGAGUCUGCCAAAGUCUGGCCCAAUAAAUGGGGAUUCUUAACCAAGUCCUAUAAGGAAACACAGGAAGCAAGCCAAAAGCUAAAGGAAGCAGUAAAAUUAGAACUGCCGCCUCAUCUUAAAACUCAACCUCCUACCCCACCUGGAAAAUUCAUCCAGGUGGGGCCUUCUCCCCCAGUUCCACAGACCAGCCAGGCUCUGAUUGGCUGGCGUUCUGCUGUGCCCGGGUUGCAGCUGGAUUGCUACGGAAGGGUCCAGUGUGGGAAGAAGAGCUUUCUGAAGGAAAUGGGCUGGGCUUUUGAUGCCUGCAGCUAAGAAAUCCUUUGCCACAUGACACCUUCCUCCCACUUUAUGGCAAUGUUAACACAGUGAAUAUUUCAAAUUAUUCAUCAUGUGACUUUCCUUUAUUCCUUUAUGUAUUCCUUUAUUACUUGAAUUUGUAGUUCUGUUGAAUAUCACCUAAUUAUUAAUAGGAUAUUCUCUUUGCACCUUAGAUCAUUAAGUCAAUAGUGCUGAAUACUCACAUAUGUAAAAUCUGUUUCCAAAACCUUGGAAAUCUGUUUCCAAAACCUUCAAACAAGGUUCUGUUCUUUCUUUGGGUGGCAUGCAACAGAUGAUCUAUGGUCAUUAUGCAUUAUAUUCUUCAACAAUCAAUAGCAAUGCCUUGUACCAUCCUGAUCUCGCAAGCCCACAUUCUGUUUGGCUUCAGGGAUGUAAGCUUGAGAGAUCAGGUUUGUAAAAUCAUAUGAUAAUACAUCAUACUCAAGUGAAAAGUUGGAUGUUGCAACCAGAGAAUGUCCCGUUAACAUUUUAAUUUAGGAUUUUGAUACAAAGUUUAUUUUGUGUUCAAGACUUGCAGAGCACAUUCAUUCUUGCAUGCCUUACCCAUCACUACAGUACAUAUGACACUGUCACACUGAGCACCACUACAGCUGCACUGAUAAUUACACAUACAUUUAGGUUCCAAAGUAUUUUUGUUAUUAUAAGUUUUGUUAUUUUGUUUACCAAAA